AAAAUCAAUAAAUAAAUACAAAUAUCAAUAAUUUAUAAUUUCAUAAAUAUAUGUAAACAAUUUUUAAUCAAUUAUCAAAAAACAUAACAUAUUAAAAGUUAAUUAAAAACAUAAUUUACAUUGCCACUGACAAUUUUGGACUUGCGGAAUAUCAAACGAAAUCUUUUUAGACUGAAAAUAAGGACAAUUGGAAUAUUAAUUUUAAGAUUUUGAAUGAUUUACAACACAAUGGAACUGCAUCAACGACAUCUUUCCAAUUUCUAUAAAUUGCACAAAUAAAUUCUAGAUGAAAUUGAAAUUAGAGAAUUGCAAUUGUAAUUGCAAUUGAUUAAUCCAACAGAGAAGAGAUUAAUCGAGAGAAGAUGCCCAACAUGUCGAGCAUAAAGACGGAGCAAAGUGUGUCUCCGGGUGCCAGUGGUAGCUAUCAGUUGCCGGUGAACAUGUCCUCCACGCCCUCCUCGACGCGUCACAAUGUCUCCGUGACGAACAUCAAGUGCGAGCUGGACGAGCUGCCGACACCGAAUGGGAAUCUGGUGCCGGUUAUAGCCAACUAUAAUAAUCACAAUAAUCACAAUAAUCAUAAUCACAAUCACAAUCAUGGGAGCAGUCUGCGUAUACCUUUGGGUAUGCCUGGUGGCAAGCAGGAUGAGUCCGAUUCAGAGGCUGAGUUGGCCAAUAUUGAGAAUCUAAAGGUGCGACGACGUGUGCCGGAUAAAAAUGGUCCACGACCCAUGUCCUGGGAGGGUGAACUUAGUGAGCCCGAGACGGCGGCCGAUGAGGAGCUAAUGGAAACGGAGACGGUUAUCAAGUGUGAGGCGAGCAGUGGCCAAGUGGCAGCUAUGAUGCAACCGAUUAAAACCGAACUAGAGCAUAUAGCUGGCGAAAUGCAAUUACAGCAGCAACAACAGCAACAACAACAACAUCAGCAGCAGCAACAACAGCAGCAGCAACAACAUCAGCAGCAACAACAGCAGCAGCAACAUCAGCAGCAACAUCUGCAACCCAUCAAACAAAACUUUGCACCCAAUAAUAAACUGAAACUGGCGCCAACGCAAAGUGAUCCGAUUAAUCUGAAAUAUGAGCCAACAACAUCGACAACGCUUUGUGAUCGCAGCAAAUCGAACAGUGGAGGCCAUUUGCCAUUGCUGCCCGCCAAUCCCAGUCCCGAUUCCGCCAUACAUUCCGUCUAUACGCACAGCAGUCCGUCGCAGUCGCCGCUGACAUCGCGACACGCCCCCUACACGCCCUCGCUGAGUCGCAACAACAGCGACGCCUCGCACAGCAGCUGCUACAGCUACAGCUCCGAGUUUAGUCCCACCCAUUCGCCCAUCCAGGCACGUCAUGCCCCGCCCGGCGGUGGCGCCUCAAUAUUCCCCGGCAAUGCAGCGGCAACGGCCUCCAGUUAUGCCAAUGGCGGUGCCCUGCAUCAUCAUAGUGUGCUGUAUCGUCCACUCAAUGUGGAGGCAUCGUCGACUGCGUCCGCCUCUGCGUCCGGCCAGGAGGCGCAAAAUCUCAGCGUGGAUGGCAGUGGCAGUGGCGUUGCCCUGGAUGCAACGGCCACAUCACUGCCGGCAUCUCCGGCGGGCAUAUCACGGCAACAGCUCAUCAACUCACCCUGCCCGAUUUGUGGUGAUAAGAUCAGUGGCUUUCACUAUGGCAUCUUCUCCUGCGAGUCAUGCAAGGGCUUCUUCAAGCGCACGGUUCAAAAUCGCAAGAACUAUGUGUGCGUACGCGGUGGUCCCUGCCAGGUGAGCAUCUCGACGAGAAAAAAGUGCCCCGCCUGCCGGUUUGAGAAGUGCCUGCAGAAGGGCAUGAAAUUGGAGGCCAUACGCGAGGAUCGCACACGCGGCGGUCGCUCCACUUAUCAAUGCUCCUACACUUUGCCCAAUUCGAUGCUCAGUCCGCUUCUCAGUCCGGAUCAAGCGGCUGCCGCCGCAGUUGCCAAUCAACAACAACAGCAGCAACAACAUCAACAUCAGCACCAACAGCAACAACACCAGCGAUUGCACCAUCAUCAUCAUCACCAUCAUCAACAACAACAACAACAACAGCAGCAGCAACAACAUCAACAUCAACAACAGCAACACGGACCAAUCAAUGGCUUUGGAGGUGGCUCCAAUUCCCUUCCAUCUAGUCCAAGUCUGGGCACAUCAAUCAAGACGGAGCAAACGGAGGCACUAAAUCAUCACACGACGCGAGCAUCAAGCAUUCCAUCUCUGUUGCAGGAAAUCAUGGAUGUUGAACAUCUCUGGCAAUAUACCGAUGCCGAACUGGCACGCAUCAAUCAACCGCUGUCCUCAUUUGCCGCUGGCGGCUCCUCAUCGAGCUCGGGGGGCGGUACGGGUUCAGGUGGACAUCACACUGCCAAUGCACAACAGAUGACCAAUCCACUGCUGGCCAGUGCUGGUCUCUCAUCCAACGGCGAGAAUGCCAAUCCCGAUCUGAUUGCCCAUCUCUGCAAUGUCGCCGAUCAUCGCCUCUACAAGAUUGUCAAAUGGUGCAAGAGUCUUCCACUCUUCAAAAACAUCUCGAUUGAUGAUCAGAUCUGUCUGCUCAUCAACUCGUGGUGUGAACUUUUGCUCUUCUCCUGCUGUUUUCGUUCUAUUGAUACGCCCGGCGAGAUCAAGAUGUCACAGGGCCGAAAGAUAACGCUGGCACAGGCCAAAACUAAUGGCUUACAGGCCUGCAUUGAGCGCAUGUUGAAUCUGACGGAUCAUUUGCGACGUUUACGCGUUGAUCGCUACGAAUAUGUUGCCAUGAAGGUAAUCGUGCUGUUGCAGUCCGAUACAACGGAGCUGCAUGAGGCGGUCAAGGUGCGAGAAUGUCAGGAGAAGGCGCUGCAGGGCUUGCAGGCAUAUACGUUGGCCCAUUAUCCCGAUACGCCGUCCAAAUUUGGGGAGCUAUUGCUGCGCAUACCCGAUCUGCAGCGCACGUGUCAGCUGGGCAAGGAGAUGCUUACGAUAAAGACGCGCGAUGGUGCCGAUUUCAAUUUAUUGAUGGAAUUGCUGCGGGGAGAACAUUGACAAAUGGAAGGCAGCCGCCGUGCCAAGGGCUAAGGCGUACAAGUUUUAUAUGAUUAGUAUUAGUAUAUCUAUGCCUAGUGUUAAGUGCUCUAUGUGUAAGCUCUGAAAACAUGUGCCUAAACAAUGAACCCACAGACGCACCAACAGCAGCAACAACAACAAACAAUUAACCGUAGCAACAGCAUCGAAACUCGAGAACAAAACUGAUAGAACUUAAAGGAAACACGGAAAAUGGGUAGUAGAAAACUCGAAAUUUUUUUGAAACGCAAAAAAUUGCCAAAUUUUAACACAAAA
This is a messenger RNA of Drosophila innubila, 3317 nucleotides long. It is a transcript of the gene Hr39, whose product is annotated as nuclear hormone receptor FTZ-F1 beta. Gene Ontology annotation, cellular component: RNA polymerase II transcription regulator complex. The transcript has 7 exons. Gene Ontology annotation, biological process: tissue development; hormone-mediated signaling pathway; regulation of transcription by RNA polymerase II. The record is from RefSeq and is a predicted model, not a curated record. The coding region runs from base 363 to 3023 and encodes 886 amino acids. NCBI's taxonomy places the organism in Eukaryota, Metazoa, Arthropoda, Insecta, Diptera, Drosophilidae. Gene Ontology annotation, molecular function: RNA polymerase II cis-regulatory region sequence-specific DNA binding; nuclear receptor activity; zinc ion binding.